AUGAGCAGUUCCGAGGAGUGCUCUCGGGAGAACUGGGUUCAUCACAAAGUACCACGAGCCCUACCGGUAGGGCAGGGCCAUAUACAGCCCCCAACAACGCCUCAUGCCAUAAGCUCCUCGCUGCCAACAUGGGACUCCGUCAUUGCAUGGGCCCGCAGAGAAAAGGGGGUCAGGGACAAGGCCGAGUACAGUUAUCCUAGAUUCUUCAUUGGCAAGCCGAUUCAGAAUCUCAUCCACCGAGUGCGCGAACGGCUGCAUAUCCGUGGCGAUACAAUUUCCAGCAUGGUCUUUCCCUCGAUCCGAAUCGCAAAUUACUGUGCUGGCGCACUGAAAGCUGCCCUCAAGACGUCGUGCCCAGACGCCAUUCCUGACAUUUACACCAUUCGGUUCUUCUUGCCUUUUGAAGCACGUGUCCAUGAGGAAGAGAAUACAUGGACUGAUUUCUCCGUGGUAGUGUUCCCAACUGACCUGGCUAAAGAGUCGAUGCUGGCUUGGAUGGACACGGGCGCGGGAAUCACAACCCGCCACGCCCAAUUUUGCUUGGAGAGUCUGGAUUUUCUCGCUUCUGAUUCCACAUGCCCGUCGUUUCAAACACUCGCGCCCCUCCAGAGACAUCGCGAAAGCCCAACGUUGAAUCCGUGGCGUCUAUCUGCGCCGGACGACCUGUUACAGGUACGAGCUUAUAUUGCGCAUCUUAUUACUUCGGAGCGCCCCGAGCUCAAGAGGGUGAGCGCAGAAGAUGUGCUGCUUUUCCCGACGGGCAUCCAUGCCAUCUUCUCGGCGUCUGAAGCACUGGCGGCUCUUGCUCCCAACUCGGACGUCGUUGCCUACGGUUGGCUCUAUCCCGAGACGGUACAUGUGCUGCGGAGGUCUCCUUGGAACAGAGCCAUCUCCUUCAAAUGGGGCACUGACAAGGAGUUGGAUGAGCUUGAGAAUAUGCUCAAGAAUCCCGGCCACCAUGUCACCGCGCUCUUCUGCGAGAUUCCAAGCAACAUCAAGUUCAUCUCGCCGAAUCUCGAGCGGAUCCGGCACCUGGCCGACGAGUACAACUUCAUCGUUGCAUGCGACGAGACCGCGGGCAACUUUGUCAACCUCGACAUUCUGCCAUUUGUGGACGUAGUCUUGAGCAGCCUGACCAAGAUGUUUAGCGGGGCUUCAGAUUCUACACCGUCCAGCGUCGUGGUGAACCCCAACUCGCGGCAUUACACGAGGAUCCAAAGCCAGCUGGCCAUUCAGCACGAGAGCGUGUAUUGCUUCCCGGGUGAUGUGGCCGCGCUCAAGCGGAAUUCCGCCAACAUGGCCGCCCGGGUACGGAGGAGCAACGCCAACGCCGUCCCCGUGGUCGAGUUCCUGCAGCAGCAUCCCUCUGUGAAGCAGGUCAGCCAUCCGUCUCUCGGGCCAACGUCCCGGUGGUAUACGAAACACAUGCGCCGAGAGGGUGGCUACGGAAACGUCCUUGGUGUCGUGAUGCGUGACCCCAAGACGGCGCGGGGCUUCUAUGACAACUUGGACGUCUGCAAGGGGUCCAGCUUUGGCACCAAUUUCACCCUUGCCGUUCCCUAUGUCCAGCUGGCGUGCUACUGGGACCAGGACAAGUGCGAGGAGUACGGCCUGCCGCGGCAUGUCAUCCGGAUCAGCGUGGGCCUCGAGGAUGCUGGUGAGAUUGUCGGCAAGAUCAGAUCGGCGCUCGAGGAAGCUGAAAAGGGGGAAAGGGGAAACUUAGUAUGA
Molecule: messenger RNA, 1728 nt
Organism: Metarhizium robertsii ARSEF 23
Lineage: Eukaryota; Fungi; Ascomycota; Sordariomycetes; Hypocreales; Clavicipitaceae
Product: cystathionine gamma-synthase
Exons: 5
Coding region: 1-1728 (575 amino acids)
Biological process (GO): transsulfuration
Molecular function (GO): pyridoxal phosphate binding; cystathionine gamma-synthase activity
Source: RefSeq, a predicted model, not a curated record